Messenger RNA from Hyaena hyaena (striped hyena), 1362 nucleotides. RefSeq names its product gamma-aminobutyric acid type A receptor subunit alpha6 (gene GABRA6). Gene Ontology annotation, molecular function: GABA-A receptor activity; benzodiazepine receptor activity; inhibitory extracellular ligand-gated monoatomic ion channel activity. Bases 1 to 1362 code for a protein of 453 amino acids. The record is from RefSeq and is a predicted model, not a curated record. The transcript has 9 exons. Gene Ontology annotation, cellular component: postsynapse; neuron projection; GABA-A receptor complex. NCBI's taxonomy places the organism in Eukaryota, Metazoa, Chordata, Mammalia, Carnivora, Hyaenidae. Gene Ontology annotation, biological process: signal transduction; monoatomic ion transmembrane transport; gamma-aminobutyric acid signaling pathway.
AUGGCGUCGCCUCUGCCCUGGCUAUACAUUAUUCUAUGGGUAGAAAAUACCCUAGGGAAACUUGAAGAUGAAGGAAACUUCUACUCAGAAAACAUCAGUCGGAUCCUAGACAACUUGCUUGAAGGCUAUGACAAUCGUCUGCGGCCAGGAUUUGGAGGUGCUGUCACUGAAGUCAAAACAGACAUUUAUGUGACCAGUUUUGGGCCUGUAUCAGAUGUGGAGAUGGAAUAUACAAUGGAUGUUUUCUUCCGCCAGACUUGGACUGAUGAAAGGUUGAAGUUUGGGGGGCCAACUGAAAUUCUGAGUUUGAAUAAUCUGAUGGUCAGUAAGAUCUGGACACCUGACACUUUUUUCAGGAAUGGCAAAAAAUCAAUUGCUCACAAUAUGACAACCCCUAAUAAACUCUUCAGAAUAAUGCAGAAUGGAACCAUUUUAUACACUAUGAGGCUUACCAUCAAUGCAGACUGUCCUAUGAGGCUGGUUAACUUUCCUAUGGAUGGGCAUGCUUGUCCACUCAAGUUUGGGAGUUAUGCUUACCCCAAAAGUGAAAUCAUAUAUACAUGGAAAAAAGGACCACUUUACUCAGUUGAAGUCCCAGAAGAAUCUUCAAGCCUCCUCCAGUAUGAUCUGAUUGGACAAACAGUAUCUAGUGAGACAAUUAAAUCUAACACAGGUGAAUAUGUAAUAAUGACAGUUUAUUUCCACUUGCAAAGGAAGAUGGGCUACUUCAUGAUACAGAUAUACACUCCUUGCAUUAUGACAGUCAUUCUUUCCCAGGUGUCUUUCUGGAUUAAUAAGGAGUCUGUCCCAGCCAGGACUGUCUUUGGGAUCACCACUGUUUUAACCAUGACCACAUUAAGCAUCAGUGCCCGGCAUUCCUUGCCAAAAGUGUCAUAUGCAACUGCCAUGGACUGGUUCAUAGCUGUUUGCUUUGCUUUUGUCUUCUCUGCUCUUAUUGAAUUUGCCGCUGUCAACUACUUUACCAACCUUCAGACACAGAAGGCCAAAAGGAGGGCACAGAUUGCAGCCUCACCCCCAGUGACAAUAUCAAAAGCGACUAAACCCUUGGAAGCUGAGAUUGUUUUGCAUCCUGAUUCAAAGUAUCAUCUGAAGAAAAGAAUCACCUCUCUGACCUUGCCAAUAGUUCCAUCCCCUGAGGCCAGCAAAGUCCUCCCUAAAUCUCCCAUCUUACAGUCAACACCUGUCACACCACCACCACUCUCUCCAGCCUUUGGAGGCACCAGUAAAAUAGACCAGUAUUCUCGGAUUCUGUUCCCUGUUGCAUUUGCUGGAUUUAACCUUGUAUACUGGGUAGUUUAUCUUUCCAAAGACACAAUGGAAGUGAGCAGCAGUGUUGAAUAG